UUUGUGAUCAAAGAAAUCGAAGAAAUAGAUGUGCUUACAACAUCUGCGUCUCCAUCUAUUCCAUCAACAAAUAGCAACAAUAAUAAUUUAUCUGAAUCGGAAAUAUCGAACAAAGCAAAAGAAAUUGAGCUUUUCAGGGAAAAUAGCUUGGCAAAAAACAAGAGAAAGCAAUCACCUGAAUGCGAAAAGAAUCCAGAACAGCUAUUAACGACUAAAGAUAGUGUAAGGAAAGAGGUCAAGUCGAAAAAAAGACAUAGAACAAACUUCGAUGACUCCAUCAAUGAUCAAAUGGGACGGACUUUAACAUUAUCAUCUUCAUCCGUUCCAGCAACAGAUAUAUUAAAUAUAAAUGAAAACAAUCAUAAUUUAGCUGCAGCCACUUAUUCGGAUCAAGUAGAAA
Messenger RNA from Ambispora gerdemannii, 400 nucleotides. The record is from the annotation of a GenBank genome assembly. NCBI's taxonomy places the organism in Eukaryota, Fungi, Glomeromycota, Glomeromycetes, Archaeosporales, Ambisporaceae.